AUGGUUCAUGUCAGAAUUUUCUUGAAUUUUGAUUUAGAAGAAUUUGUGGAAAAUAUUGAAGAGGAUGCUGGAUUUGACAAUGAUUGGAGCAUUGGGAGGCUUGAAGAGUUCAAUGCAGAAGAUAGUGAGGGUAUUAUUAUUAGUUCACAUGUUGGAAACACUUUGGAUAAGUUGAAUGCUAGAAACCAAAUUCUUGGUGACCAAUUUGGUAGUUUCUCAAUACUGAUUGAUGGCAUGAUUGCAUCUUUGUUGAAAAAUGUGGAGGUAAUAAAGAAUACUAUGUCAUCUGUGGUUAAACAAACAAAAGAAUUACAGGGUGAAUUAGAGAAAGCUAGAUUAAUGUAUGGUAAAGCCAAAGAAGAAAAUGAUGCAUACCAUUUGAAUGGUAUCUAA
Molecule: messenger RNA, 393 nt
Organism: Lactuca virosa
Lineage: Eukaryota; Viridiplantae; Streptophyta; Magnoliopsida; Asterales; Asteraceae
Source: the annotation of a GenBank genome assembly